AGGUACUCGCAUCCCUUGCUACAGGGGCCAGGCAAAAAGAUAACAUUUUCUAUGAAAUUCGCACAUAUGAUAUUAAGCCAUCAAAGAUGAAGGAGUUUGUGGAAGUGGUCAACAAGUACUUUCACCUUCGCAUAGCUCACUCGGAGCUGGUGGGAUUCUGGUCUGCGGAGCUGGGAGCAAUGAAUAAGGUUGUCCACGUUUGGAAGUACGAUAAUUUUGCCCACAGAACAGCAGUCCGGCAUGCACUAGCCAAUGACAAAGACUGGCAGGGAAAAUUCAUCUCCCCAGCUCUCCCCUUGAUAGAAAAGCAGCACAAUGAGGUUGCUUAUCUGGUACCCUGGUGCCAACUUGGGAAGCCUCCAAAAGAAGGGGGAGUAUAUGAAUGGGUUACUUUCCAGAUGAAGCCUGGUGGGCCAGCAUUGUGGGGCGAAGCGUUUCAAGCUGCCAUCAAUGCUCACGUCAACACAGGCUACACCAAGCUGAUCGGUAUUUUCCACACAGAGUAUGGAUUACUUAACACAGUCCACGUGAUCUGGUGGAAUGAGAGCCCAGAUCACCGGGCAGCGGGAAGGCACAGUGCCCAUGAAGAUGCCAGAGUGGUAGCAGCUGUGCGCGACAGCGUCAGAUUCUUGGAGUCCCAGCAAAAUAUGCUCCUGAUUCCUCUGCAAUGCUCGCCGCUGAAGUAA
Messenger RNA from Fulmarus glacialis (Northern fulmar), 686 nucleotides. It is a transcript of the gene NIPSNAP3A, whose product is annotated as nipsnap homolog 3A (C. elegans). The record is from RefSeq and is a predicted model, not a curated record. NCBI's taxonomy places the organism in Eukaryota, Metazoa, Chordata, Aves, Procellariiformes, Procellariidae. Gene Ontology annotation, cellular component: mitochondrion. The transcript has 5 exons. The coding region runs from base 87 to 686 and encodes 199 amino acids.